AUGCCUCUUUUGAACGUUGCCGUCGUAGGAUACGGGUUCUCUGCUAAAACCUUUCAUCUUCCCUUCAUCCGCCACAACCCAGGCUUUCGCCUCCAUGCCAUCGUACAACGGACCCCUCGAAGCGACGAUAAUCCGGAGAAGGACUUCCCUGGCAUUCGGGCGUACCGAGAUGCCUACGAUGCGAUUCAGGAUGAAGUGGUCGAUGUCCUGGUGAUCACAUCCACCAACGACACCCAUUUCCCCUUGAGCCGUGACGCUUUGGAGAGGGGAAAACACGUGAUCGUGGAAAAGCCGUUCACGGUUAGUUAUGCAGAAGCCAUAGAGCUGGUCGACCUUGCGGCGAAGAAGAACAAACAGCUUGCCGUCUACCACAAUAGACGAUGGGACUCCGACUUUCUGACUGCGCGUAGCCUCCUUAACAGCGCCCAGCGGCCGCUGGGGCGCAUCGUGCGCUUCCGAUCCCAUUUUGAUUGUUCUCCAAACUCCCGCACAGCGACCGAGGCCAAGGGAUGGAGACUGACGCCCGGUGUCCCAGGGGCUGGCAUGUUGUUUGAUCUGGGAAGCCACUUAAUCGAUCAGGCAGUGACGCUCUUUGGGAUUCCGGCGAGUGUGACGGCCGUGUUGCUGGACGAGGCGAGUGGCAAAGGUGUUCAGGAGGAAGCUUUCAUGGACGAUGCCUUCAUGAUCAUUCUUCAAUACAAAGCAGGAUUGACCGUUGAGUUGCACGCUACCCAAUACUCGGUUAGUGAUCGACAGAAACGUUUUGAGAUUCUCGGAACACAGGGUCGCUGGAUCAAAUAUGGGCUCGACUAUCAGGAAGAACAGCUGCAAGCAGGGAUUCUCCCGGGGAAUGAGGACUACGGCGUCGAGAGACCGGAGAACCGUGGUCUGCUGCAAGUAGUCCAGCCCGCGGGUGUGAGUACUUCGGAGUGGGAGACAGAAAAGGGGGGAUAUCAUCAUUUCUAUCAGAAUGUGCAUGAAGCCAUUACACGUGGCGCCGAGCUCGCCGUGCAGCCCAGGGAUGCAGCUUUGGUGAUGCAUCUGAUUGAACUAUGUCGGCGGAGUGCCGUGCAGGGAAAAAAGGUAACGGUAGAUCUGCAGCGAAAGGCUCUAUAA
This is a messenger RNA of Aspergillus melleus, 1116 nucleotides long. RefSeq lists its product as uncharacterized. The coding region runs from base 1 to 1116 and encodes 371 amino acids. The record is from RefSeq and is a predicted model, not a curated record. The transcript is spliced from 5 exons. NCBI's taxonomy places the organism in Eukaryota, Fungi, Ascomycota, Eurotiomycetes, Eurotiales, Aspergillaceae. Gene Ontology annotation, molecular function: nucleotide binding.